AUUUCUUGAUUUAUAAUUUAUUUUCAAAAUAAUUUUUCUUUUAAUAUAAUUAUAUUAAAUAAAUUAAAUAAUUAUAUUAUAAUUAUUAUAAUAAUAAUUAUAUUUGUUAUUAUUUAUAUAAAUUUAUUUAUCUAUUUAAAUAAAUUUAAUAAUAAAAUAUUAAUUGAAAAUAAUUUAAUUGAAAUUAUUUGAACAAUUAUUCCAUUAAUCAUUAUCUUAUUUAUUGCUAUACCUUCUAUUAAAGUUUUAUAUUUAAAUAAUGAAAUAAAAACUAAUAUUUUAUCUAUUAAAAUUAUUAGAAAUCAAUGAUUUUGAUAUUAUGAAUAUUUAAAUUUUAACAAUAAAUUUAAUUCAUAUAUAAUAUAUAAAAAUAAUUUUAAUUUUAAUAUAAUUGAAACAGAUAAUAAAAUAAUUAUUCCAUUUAAUAUAAAUUUACAAUUAAUUUCAACUUCAAUAGAUGUAAUUCAUUCUUGAACUAUUCCAUCUAUAAAUUUAAAAAUUGAUACAAUCCCAAAUCAAUUAAAUAAUCAAAACUUUAAAACAAAUAAACCUGGAUUAAUUUUUGGUCAAUGUUCAGAAAUUUGUGGGAUUAAUCACAGUUUUAUACCUAUUCAAAUUGAAUCAAUCAAUUUUAAUUUUUUUAUCAAUUGAUUAAAUUAAAUUUAGAUAAUAUUAAUCUUUUAAAUUAAUUCAGUUAAAUUAACUUCUAAAUAAAAAAAUAGUUAAUAAAUACAAUAUAACAUUAAUUUGUCAAAUUAAAAUAAUUUUUUUUUAUUAUUCAAUUUAUACCUAAUAUAUGAAUUUUAUUAAUAAUUUUUAAUAUAAUAAUAUUUUUAAUAAAUUUUUUCAUUAAUUAUUUUUCUUCAAAUAAAUUUAAAUUUUAAAUAAUAUAUUUACAAUUUUUGAUCCUUAUAUUAUAAAUUAUCCUAUAAAUUACUUUUUAACAAUUAUAUUUAUAAUUUAUUUAUUUAAAAAAAAUUUUUGAUUAAAUAAUUUAAAUAUAAUUAAUCUAUUUAAUAAUAAUUUUAAUAAUAAUAUUAAUCAAAAUAACCCUAUUAUAAAUAAAACUAUUUUUAAUUUAUUUAUUUCUUUAUUAAAUUUUUUUUUAUUAAUUAAUUUAAUAAAUCUAAUUCCUAAUUUUUUUUAUAUUUCUACUUAUAUUAUUUUUACUUUAAAUUUUUCUUUUUGAUUUAUUAAUAAUUUUUUUAUUUUUAAUUUAAAUAAUAACAUAAAUAUUUUUUUUAUAAAUUUAACUCCUAAAAAUACUCCUUUAUUAUUAAUUCCAUUAAUCAAUCUAAUUGAAUUAAAUAGAUUUUUUAUUCAAAUUUUAACUUUAGCUUUACGUUUAAUAAUUAAUAUAAUAUUAGGUCAUAUUAUCAUUAAUUUAAUAAAUAAUUUAAUAAUAAUUAAUAUUUAUAUAUUAAUUGAAAUAAUAAUUAUUUUCAUUCAAUCUUAUGUAUUUUUUAUUCUUAAUUUAUUAAACUCUAAUAAUAUAUAUUAAA
Molecule: messenger RNA, 1502 nt
Organism: Planococcus citri (citrus mealybug)
Lineage: Eukaryota; Metazoa; Arthropoda; Insecta; Hemiptera; Pseudococcidae
Product: cytochrome c oxidase subunit 2-like
Exons: 1
Biological process (GO): ATP synthesis coupled electron transport
Cellular component (GO): membrane
Molecular function (GO): cytochrome-c oxidase activity; copper ion binding
Source: RefSeq, a predicted model, not a curated record